Molecule: messenger RNA, 9930 nt
Organism: Lytechinus variegatus (green sea urchin)
Lineage: Eukaryota; Metazoa; Echinodermata; Echinoidea; Temnopleuroida; Toxopneustidae
Product: ubiquitin-like protein 3
Exons: 5
Coding region: 428-784 (118 amino acids)
Source: RefSeq, a predicted model, not a curated record
CUUUUGUAGUGAAGAAGUUGAGGCUUAGUUGCCCUACAUUCCCUACAAUUACCAGAGUCUGCAGAUAACAAGACAAUGAUGAAUCUGCCUGCUGAAAUCUCACAAAUGGAAUGACAUCUUGGCUGGAAUUUCUGGGCAGUUGUCCCGAUCCGGUUAAAGAUUCCAAAUUUCAUCAAACUAUUAACUAAAGACUCGAUUGUCUCCACUCUCCAGUUUCCCAGGCCACGCCAGUUGGACUUGGAGUUGGCCAACAAGUCAAGUCCCAAGAUCGGAAUCCCAAGAAGAGGCCAAGUCCAAUCAAAACGUGAAGGACAACGCAAGACGACUUCCAGAGCACCAACUGCAGCAACAAUACUGGAAGCUGGAAACAUUUAAUUGAGUUGACUGAGCUGAGUCACACAGUGUUAGCUUACCUUCAAAAGUCAAAAUGGGCAGCAUAAAUAAAAGUGACAGGAUAACCCUUAGAAUUAUACAUCCCAUGAAUGGGAACAACAAAGAAUUCAAUUUUGUGCCUGAAGACACUGCAGCAGAUGUAGCACAGCAUGUCUUUGACAACUGGCCACCAGAUUGGGAGAAUCACAGAGUGCGGUCAGCCCAUAUACUACGAUUGAUAUACCAGGGAAGAUUUAUUCAUGGAAAUGUAUCAUUAGGAGCUUUACAGUUGCCUCUUGGUAAGACGACAGCAAUGCAUAUAAUGGCACGAGAAACCCUACCAGAACCCAACUCACAAGGACAGAGAAACCGAGGAAAAACAGAGGAGAGUAAUUGUUGUGUGAUUCUCUGAAAGAAACUACUUGGAAAAAAACGUGAUAACGUUCACAAACUGAACUUUCUAUGAAGAUCCUGAUACCAUCCAUUUAUUGUUGGACCUCGUUCUAACUCAUUCUCAGAGUCGAUUUUGAAACGUUGAACAAUCAUUCCUACAUGCCCAAACAAGAAGUAUCAUCAGUGUAUCAUCUCAACAUGGAAUCUUGUGCAUGCUUCGUUCGCAUAGUUUAUAUAUUUUUUGAUUUGUAUGCAAGGGCUGUUGGCCCUCAGGAAAUGGUCACAAGUCGUAUUCAGACAUUGAUUCGGUAGACAGACAUGCCUGCGUUUCUAGUGCUAUGUGAAACCUUAUGUGUGUGUUGAUUAAAUGAUUCAAUGAUACUGUCCAUUCGGAGACAGAAUAACCAGUAUCUGUAUACCACAUGAAAAUUCCUUCCGGUUGUGAGUAAAUUUUAUGGGUUUUUUUUGUGUGUGUAAAUUUCCCAAUAAAAUAAUAACAUUUUUGUAAUGUGUACACUAACCCUACUAUAAGAAAGAAAAACAUUAAUGGGAGUUUUGCAUGUCUAGAUUAGAUUACUUCAAUUUAUUGUAGCUUAUAAGUAGAACCAUAUUAAUUUAAAAAAAUUAAAAGUAUGAAUGUGUUAAGGGAGACUAAUUUUAUAUCUCUUUGCUUGUAAUACCAUCUAUAUAGGUAAUUGGCUCUCGAUGAAAAUACAUGUACAAUUGUACAUACAUGUACAGUUGUGCUCAGAAGUAAGUGAACCCCAUCACAAAAUGCACUCUGUCAUGCUAAAUAUUGAAUGUAGACAACAACACUAAAAAUUUUGGUGAGCCCAGAGAUACAAACUUCAUUGAAUGAAAUAUUUUAUCACCUGACUUUGCAAUCAAAUAUCUAAAACAUGACAAAACUUAGAACACUUUGAAUUCAUUCAAUUUCUAGGGGGUUCACUAACCUUUGUGCACCCCUGUAUACAUUUCACAUGUAGUUUAUUUUCAUUCAAAGAAGAGAAAUCAAUUUCAAUUCUCCAGAAAACAUUGUACAUUUGAGUGUAAGAAGAGACCCAAGUUGAGUAAAGUUUAUUUCAAGUGAAUUACAGAAAGCUAAAUGAUUCUUGUGUAUGUUCAACAAGGAUUCAGGUCAGUUUAUCAUCCAUUUUUCCUAGAUGGAUUUCCAGGAUCUCUCUUCUUCACAUCCAUUAUUGAAUUUGAUGUCUGAAAAUAAUGAAGAUAAUAAUAAUAAUAAUAUAGGAUUUGUAUAGCACAGGUUAGCACACCGUGUUAGGAGCUCAAGGCGCUCCUAUAUUACCCUGGCUAAACUUGUCUAACUAUUCUAGUGCUCAUAUCUUUUUGAGGAAUUACUUCCAGUUAGUACUCAUUUACCUCACUUGGGUUGAGUGCAGAUUAAUAUGAGUCAAUUUCUUGCUGAAAGAAAACAUGCCAUGACUGGGAAUUGAACCCAUGUCCCUCAGAUUGAAAGACAAAAAUUGGAAAUUGUUACAACAGGCAAGCUUACAUACUGUAGUCUCAUUGGAUGAAAUUUGAAAUACAUGUAUGUGUCAAGUGCCAAUCCUAAUGAAGAACAGGUAAAAGUAAUAUGUUGCAUGCCAAAUCCAAAUUGGCUUCUCAAAUUGUUUAUGCGUCCAUUCAAAUCCGGAUUUAAAAAAUCUGUGGAAAAUAUUAAAAGUUUUGCUAAUUAUUAAUCAGGCUGCCAGGUAAUUACAUAUUAAUGUCCUUCCCACCCCCUUCAUAAAAAAAAUAGGUUUCUCGAAAUACUGAGAAUGAGAUACUCCACACAUUUUGUUCACUCUACAUGUACUUUUUUUUCCUGUACUGAACCUAGAAUUUUUUUUUCACAAUAUUGCUAUUCACUCUAUACAUGCUAUAUUUUAGAAAUUUGUGAAGGCUCAUUUUUUACCAAUGAAGAAUGACUUAGAAUACAGGGAAAAUAGUGCCUUUAAUCAUCUAUCACUCAUGCAUGUAUGAUUGAUGUAUCAUGCACUUAAGGAGGAAAUUCAUCAUGUUUGUUUAUUGAAAAUUGGAACACAGCCAUGAUUCUAAUCUGAAAAAAUGUUAAUAUAUGUUGAAUGGAUGAGUGAAGGGAGUCUGGAACACCCAUGCACUAUUUAUCAAUUUUCAAAUGCAUUUUGGCACAAAAAUAUCUAGAACACUAUUGGGAGGUACAUGUAUGUGCAGUAACUAAACAACAAAUAAUAAUGUUAAUAAUAGGAAGUCAUUGUUUUCAAACAGAAUGCAGUUACUACAUUUAUUGUUUUCUUUUAAUUGAAAUUCCUGUGCGUGUAUUAUUGGUCAAGUCAUUUAGAAUUGAUUUGACGAGCAAUUUAAAGGGGUACUAAAGGCAGAAAUUAAUGUGAUUCGAACAGAUGAAGUAAAAUCACACAAAAAAAAAUCAUCAGAAUAGUGGGCAAAAGUUUGCAUUGUUUUGAUGAAACAGUUCUGUGCAUGUCUUCACGAGCAUGGAAUGCUCCAGCCGAAGAUAUCAUAUCCCACUUUUGUAUUUUAUUAUAUUUAUCAAAUUUUGUCCUCCAAGAAUAAAAACAGAUUUGGAUCGACUCUUGAAUUAUUUUGUGAGAUAAUCAUUGUUGCAACUAUUUUGUUACAAGCAAGACAUAUCAUAUACACAUGUAUGAACAAUAAUUAAUAUGAUUGUAUGUAAUGAUGUUAGAAAAAGGAAAGUAGGGUAAUUACAUCAUCAGCUCACGUAUUGUAUAUUCAUGAAAGCAUUCAUGUAACAAUUCAUACAAGCACAUUUUUAAGAAAUGAAUUUUACAGAGCAAUUUUCAAAUUUGCAUGAAUUAUAAUAACAGAAAAAAUCAACCUGAUUAUGACUUCAAGGAAUAACAUGAAGAUACUUCAGACGAACUUAAUUGCAACCACGAGGUCUGUUUACAUUGCAAAUGAAUUUCAAACAGGAAAAAAUAUAUUUUUUUUAAUUCUCAUAAUAGACUGAAUACAUUAAUGUGGAUUCGAAGAAUACAUACACACUUCUAAAAAGAGAUUGCAUUUCAUAGUCUAUAUAGCUUGGAACAUAAUUGUUGGUAAAUAAUUAAGAACAUUAAGCAUAAAAAAAAUACUGUUACAGUAUACUUUCUAUGGUUUUGGGUGGAUUAUUGAAAAAUGCAAUGGUGGGUAAAAGUAAAAAAAAACAAUGUUUAAAACGUUGGUAUCCCUGCCUUAGAAAAGUCUAAAUCGUAUUUAAAUCAAUAUAAGAAUUAUGCCUUUGUCCACUUUAUACUGCAUCUUGAAGUGGUUCAAAACACUUAUAGUAGGAAAAAAUAUGUUUGAUAACUGCAUGAUGUAAUAAUAACCUUCACUGAAGAAUUAUGAUAAUGUUCACAUUGGGCUGUUUCCAUGGCAAUGAAGGAUUUUGGAUGGAGCUUGAUUUUGUUGACAAUCAACUAUUUCAAUCUCCUGGAUACUAAUGAAUUUAAUGAUGCAUCUACAAACUAAUAAACUGAUUUUGUUUCAAUUUAUGGGAUUUUUUUUCAUAUGGUUUCUUCUUUGUUUAGGUCAAAUAAAAAAAAUAGCAUACAACAUUAGAAAGUUUAUAGAGUAAGCAGCAUGGGGAGGGGAAGGGAUGAGAAACAACAAAGUACACAUUAAUUUUUAUCGAUUUUUUUCUCACUAUUUUAUCCACAUCAUUAUAUAGGCAUACAUGAAUAUUUAUAGUGCAAAAUUGGUUAGCACAAGAAUUUUUUAAAAUCCAUUUUAAAUUGUAAUUUUUUUAUUGUUGUACUUCCUCUUAAAUAGUGAUUAACUGUAAUUUUCAUAUUGAGUUAUUAAUGCAACCAUAUUCGGGCGAGUCAGGGUACAAAAUAAAUGUGUCUGGAUUGCAUAUCAUAAUUCUCUUGUCUUAUGAAAGGUAUUUGGUUGUGUGUUGUUAAAGAUAGGUAACCUUUAGUGGUCGAGUUUCUGCAAAAAGGUCGCAACUGCUAAGUGUUUCUGAUGAUGCUUAGUGCAUUACAGAUCUUGAAAGAACCUAAUUCCUGCUAAUAUUUAACCAAAUGAAUAGAAAUGAGUGGUUCUUUUUUUUUUUUAUAAAACCCUGAAUUUAAUAUUCUUCAUCCUGAAGAAUUAUCUUCACAAGUAAGAAGUAUAUGUCCUUAUUAAAGGAACAUUUUCUUUGCAGAAGUAGAAUGAUCUUUUAAAAGUAAAAUCUCCUUGAUUUUUUAUUUGUUUGUAAGGAAUACAUUGCCCUGUAGGUAUUUAAAGAUGAUAAAAGUCCAAAGGUUUUUUUUUCUUUCCUGCGUACCACGGUGUGCCAGGUAUUAUGACACAAUCCACAAGUCGAUACAAUGUACACUGCCAAGUGCUAUCAACCUCUGAGUUGGAGUGAUUGAAGGAGCAUUUCUUUUUAAAUGAGUGAUUUUUAAUUUUGUUGGUUUGAUUAAAAGCAAUGAUUUGAUGUUGUAAAUUUCUUUGUAAAUGUGGCAAGCUGGAGACUGUGUGUGUAAAUUAAGAAUGACAAGACUCUGUAUAAAACAUGUACAUGAUUUAGAUAAGAAUUGAUAAAAAUGACUUUAACAAAUGCAAUUUAUAUUAUGUGAGCAUGAUGUUUGUCUGUAUACACCAUAUAUAUAUAUACUAACACAGAUAGAUAUAUUUAAAUAGAAUUAGAAGAACAAACAGUAUAUUUAAUGUAUACUACACAAACACAUUUUAUAGUUUAUACAGAAUAAUAAGAAAUAUUGCUGAAUAUUUCAAGAAUUUGGAAUGAAAUGUUUGAGAGAUAAAAACAGGAAAACAAAGUUUACUUCUUUUGUUUAUUUUUCCUCGUCAUUUCCCGUUUCCAAUUUUGAUUUUAAUCUUGUAAAAUUAUAUGAUAAUAUAUAUGUGUGUGGUAUAAUACAGAUUGCAUGAAUAGAAUAUCAAUACUGUGUUCAUUAACAUCCAUACUAUGUUUAUAAUUAGUGAUUUCUUUAUUCAUGUUCUUGCAUAAAUCAACAUAAUUAUAGAGAGUUUACAUGUACAAUUAUGUAUAGAUUUUUUUUCUCAUUUGCAUCUAAUUCAUAUUUGUUUAUUUUGCUUGGAAUAUACUUAUUGAACCAUCUCAUAGAAGUAAUCUUUUUUUAAAGAAAAAGAAAAUUGUUACAUUGGCCAUGUUAUGUAGCACAAAUUACUAGGUAAUUAUUCAGUGUGUUUGUAAAAAUAUCACCAAAUGUACAACAUACCAAUUAUAUGCCCAUUUCUUACUUGUAAAUAACACACUUUUUCCUUUCAUGUUUUGUUUAUUUUUCAUUCUCUAGUUCAAUGUGAAACAGGAAAAAAAAUCUCACACUUGUGCCUACUCCCUCAUACUAAAAAAAAGCAAAAUAUUAUUGUUACCUUAUGAUAGAAUGAAGUUUUAUAUGCUUAUGAGUAUUUCAAUAGUGUUCAUUUUAUGAUAACAUUGUGUUUUAAGUGUCAGAAUUCAUGGAAAGUUGCAAAAAAUGACAUUUGGAAAGUGAUUUUGAGAUGUUGGAUUUUAACUGAUGAUGGGUCGGAUGGCCAAAGACCACCACAACCCACGCAAGGUAUUUUAAUAUAUAUCGUUUUGAUUUCAGAGAGAAGAUCCAUCACAAAGCUUCCAUGACAACUUAAAUGUUUUUUUUUCAAUAGAAUUUCUAACUAUCAAUAAUAUUUCAAACAUGGGAUGUUUUCAUGAGAUGGCCCCUGACCAUUACAAAUUUGAGAAAUUGGUCUAUGAAAGUCAUAUGAAUUCCUGGUUUUUGCUCUUAUGUUGGAAAUGUUAUAAUUUGAACACAGGUGGGCAAAAUAUUUUUUUUUUCUUGACUGUUCUAUAUGAAACCAUUUCAUUUUCUACCAAAGUUUUCACAUAUUUACAUAUGUAAUUUGUAUUUUGAUAGACACACAACACUGUCUGUGUACCUGUUAUAUGAUUGAGAGGUUAAUCUGAUUGGUUGUAGAUUCCUAAUACACAGUCAAGAAACAAAAUGAUAAACAAAACAAUAGCCUUGUAUUUUGGUAGAGAUAUCACAGCAGACUGACUGCAUCAUGGGAUAAUACAACUUACAUUCCUAUUCAAUUUAAUAGUGCCACAUUUUUAUCUCGGUGUACGGUAAUCACAGUAGUCUAAACCAAGAUCAUUGUAUUGAGGAAAAAUCUCAUUCUAUUUUUCUUUAUAGUGGGAAGAAUCCUUGCUUUUCCACAACUUUUUCAUAUGGUCUUCAGGUUCUACCAAUAUGGAACAUUUCACACUAUCAAAAAAAAAAAUUCUUUCUGUCAUUAAAACCAAAGAAGCAUAAAAUAAAUAUAUUUAAAUGUGUAUAGUCUUACAGGACUGAUUGGUCCCCAUUAAUAUUCAGAUUCAAUUGUGGGGAACACUCUGUGAACUAAAAGUAAAUUUAGCAUAUAGUAAUGUAUUAUCCCAGCCAUAACCAACUUAUAUCUAAUUCUAAUAUAUAUUAGGAAAUUGGAAUUUGAAUAUUCAUAAAUAUUUGUAAAUACAUACAUGAUAUAGCUGUGUGAAUCUAAUUCUGUAUGUAAAAAAAAAAAAUCAGAAAACCAGUCAGUGCAAAUUAAUGCCUUUCCAUUGUAAUUGAUAUGGUACUUUCUCAACUGUCUAUACGAGUAGUGAGAUGUUAACAUGACAAAUGACUGCAUACAGAUUAGAUGUGGAUCAAGAGCUAGAUGCUUCCAUGGUGCAAACGUGUCUGAAAAUAUUGUCAAGGGGGAAAAACGGUCAUCGCUCAUUUUACGGGGUGCACAAUGAAGGCAUACUGUCUGGUGCACCAUCACAUUUUCCAAUUUUACAGGGUGCACAGUGAAGGCAUACUACGUCUGGUGCACCAUCACAUUUUCCGAUUUUACGGGGUGCACCCGCACCUUCUGCCCCCUUGGAUCUGCCCCAGUACAUAGAUACCAUGUAUAAGCCAGUUCACGGUUAGCUUAUGAUCAACUUUUCUCAAAUGACCUUUUUCAUUAGGAUAAGCACUAUCAUUUUCAAAUUUAGAUGUUGUGUAAGCAUUACCGGUAGAGUAUUCAAAUUCUAAGAACAAAAGGCAUUGUAUAGACCAGGUGACUAGAAUAGUACAUCAGGGAUAAAGUUUGAAAAUCUGUUUUAUUGUCUGCCUUUGGCACAGUUGACUAUUGUUUAGGCUACUGUCAAAUACCAGUGAUUAUGAAGGCUCUAUUUAUUACUCUUCAGUGAUAAAAUGAAUAUUUUGAAAGGAAUACAUGAAUAAUCAUCAAAUCACAAAUGCCUAUGUCAGUGAAUUUGAAAGCCACCUUCAUGGAUUAUCUCAAAUGACCUUUUUCUGCUCAUGCGCAGUUUACAACUGUGAAUAGGCUUAUUAGUAAGACAGAUAUUGAUUUGGGGGGGGGGGGUAUAAAAAAUGGAUACGGUCAGUAAUUCCCUUCAUUGAAGAGUUUAUCAAUGAGUAAAGGAAUCUUGUUUUCUUGAUUUCAAUUAAGAAUAACUGAUUAACAGAAUUGAAAAGAGAUAAAACUAUUCAUGGACAAGGUAAACAGAACCAUGUGUACUAGAUUGAGAGUAGGAUAUGAUAAAUACGAAAACAUAGUAUUUGAUGGAAAAUAUUGGUAUCUGAAUAAGAAUAAUCCUGUAAGUGUUAGAGAAUGGAAAUAACUGAUUUAUGCUUUGUACAAUAGUAUGCACUUUAAGAAUCUGUAUUUCUGUUAGAUAAUACAUAAUGUCAUGAAUGUCUAAUCCACAUAUACAGAAGAAGUUGAAGGUCAAAAAGAUUGUAAACUGGAUAUAUUUUCACUCUUAAAUAAAGAUGAUUAUAAAAAUCGUUUGAACUUUCAAGACUGUUAUGGUGCUUAUCUACGCAAAAUGCAAGAUGGGAAUUCAAGUGAGGAAAGUUAUGAUCAGGCACUUGACAUUCCUCAACAUCAUUCUCUUACAUUCUUCCGAGGCAUUUUGCACAUCCAUUUAUGCAUUUGUAAAUUGGUUCAUAUGAGGCAUGAUACAGUGCUAUUAUGAAAUGUCUCCAGAUGAAAAGUCAAUUAUUUUUUCUUGAACACAAGUGAAUGGUAUUUUCGGCAUAAUAAGUCUCAGAGUACUGUUCUCUUUUCAAGACAUUUGUAAUGACUCUCCACAAUCUUGAUAUAGGUCUCGCUGUACGGUUUCAUUUCAUCACCAAGUGUGAAUAAUGCCUCAGCUCCAAUUAGUGAGCAUGAGAAAUACCCACACAUCUCGAAUGUUACAUUUCAAAUUUACCUCAAAAUCACUGUGUUUAAGCUUUUCAGAAUCUUAAUUUGUUAUCAGUUACAGUCUAUGGUUUAAUGACAUGUAAGUGUAUGAAUUGUGGUGGCAAAAUGCAGCAAGGCUUUACAAUUUGAUUUUAAUUGGACUUUGUUUCCUUCCCAGUUCACUGUAUUUGCUUAAAUGACAUUUGCUUUGCAUUUCACAUUUUGCCGGAAAACGAGCAAUGGUUUACACUGUAUAGCUCAACUAAGAUAAGAUUUUGAUUGAGGAUUAUAAUAGACAUUAUGUACAUGCAAUUUGUAUUGCAAGUGAAUAUAAAUAAAUAAAUUUUUAGUAAGAUUGGUAAAUAUCCGAGCUUAAGUUUGAAAUUUAUAAAAUUAUUUAAUGAUUAUAUAAUCUUUAGUUUGAAAACUCAAGGUGAAUAAACUUUUUAUGAAAUAUGUAGGGAAUUAUGUGUAAAAUAUGAUGUUCAAAAGUAUAUAUUUUUGCUUCAUUCCUCUGAAUUCUAUCUUAAUCUCUCUUUUUCUCUUUCUCUCACCUUCUCCUUUCUCUCUUUUGCCACUUUCCCCACACUCUCUCCAUCUGCCCUUCUUUUAUUUUCCCUCUCAUAAAUAAAUUAACUCGCUUCAUUACUGUUUUUUUCUUUGAAUUUACUUGAAUUUGAAACAUUUUAAGACUGGCUAGAAUUCAGAUUAAAAUAAAAAUGUUUUAAAUACUGCAUGAUGUUGAUUCACCAUGCUCUUCUCAAUACAUUGACCAAUUCACAGUGUAUGUAGUGUGUUAAAGUAUAGUUGAUGAUUGAAUGUGAAUAUUUAAAAUUAGUUGUACCUGAUAUUUUUGUAAUAGUUCAUAAUCAUUUUGUUAUUGAAGAUUUUGUUUACCAUGCAAAUAGUACAAGGGUCUUUUUAUUCUGCACCUUGGUUGUAAAUGAUUAUCAUCAAAUACGGCAAUAAAGACAGAAUGAUUGCUGUAUUAACCAA